UGCAGUCACCAAAAACAGGGUUUGCCUCUUCAGUUUCAGCGCGGCCACGUGACUUCCUGCUGGCUUCUGCAGUUCAUUCGGCAGCAACACAGCACACAUCAGGCUUCCUCAGUUUUUUAAUCAGACUCAGGCUGUGACCGCGUAGUCACAGAAAUCCUCAGGUGAUUAAAGCGGGUCCAACUUUCCCACAGCUUUCUGUCCGGGGAGAUCUGAGGAUCACAGCGGGAAAAGAUGUUGAGGCGAAGGCCGUCAAAUGCCUCAGAGAAGGAGCAGGUGCAGAAGAAGAAGCUCACCCUGCAGAGGUCCAGCAGCUUCAAGGAUUUCAUGAAGCCCAAGCCUACCUCUCCUGUUGUGUCAGAGAAGGAGUUCAGCUUGGAGGAGAAUGUAGCAGAUGGUAUGACUGCAGAGGAAGCAGUGAAAAGUGGCAGCAAACUGGGGAAGAAGUGGCGCAAUGUCAUUUCACGCACCAUGACCCGCAAAACGUCCAAGAUGGUGCAGAAGGCUUUAGCUGAAGAAGGGGGGGAGAGCGGUGAAGAGCUGUCUCCUGUCUCCUCCGACUGGCUUCCAGAUCUGAGCGCAGGCCAGAGGACGUCGGUGUGCUCCACAGGCUCGGAGGACACCAUGCCCAGCCCCAUCAGCCGCCAGCUCUCUGGCAACAGCGACAGACAGAGCCUGGACAGUGGAUAUAGCCAGAGGGACAGCAUGCGACUGGAGGAGAACGGCGUUGCUUACAACGGCCCGUUCUGCGGCCGCGCUGUGGUCCACACCGACUUCACCCCCAGCCCCUACGAUGUGGAUUCGCUAAAACUCCAAAAAGGGGACAUCAUCCACAUCAUCGAGAAGCCCCCCGUGGGCACCUGGACCGGGAAGCUCAACAACAAGGUGGGCUCCUUUAAGUUCAUUUAUGUGAACCUCCUGCCCGACGAAAGCCCCCCGACCAGGAGGAAACGCUGCAGCAGAAAAGCCAACCGAGCCAAAUCCAAACCCAAAAGCCUGGAGGAAGUCCUGGACAGCAUCGGCCUGAUGGAGCUGAGUUCUUUGCUGUCCAUGCAUGGUUUCCAGACUCUGGAGGACUUUGCAGGGCUGAAGGAGUCUCACCUGAACGAGCUGAACAUCACAGACCCAGAGCAGCGCUCCAAGAUCCUGAACGCCACUGAGCUGUUGAGAGACUCUGAAGAAGAGUCGGAGCCAGAAGAGGAGGAGAAGGAGAAGGAGGAAACAUCUGGGGAGGACGCCAAGGAGCCGCGGGAUUCGGGUUGUUUUGAGAGCUCAGAGAAUCUGGAGAGUGUACGCGAGGAGCCAAAGGUGGAGGAAGAGGUAGAGAACCGUGAGCCGGAGUCCGAGCAGCCACAAGAGAGCCAGACGGAGCAGCUGGAGGAUGUGCAGGAGCAGCUGCAGGAGCUGACAGUGGACGAAGGAUCUUGAGACGUGAUGGACAACUUGUCAAACUUCUCUUACUCCUGGUCCUCUGGGUUUCUGUGGAGGCAGAUUUAAUCCCACUGAAAUAUCUCUUCAUGGUAGAAGAGCAGACUGUAUGAACACAAUAGUCACACAGCCAUGGACUGUUGAGCGAGUGGCACAGUUUUGGUGUGUUCAUCUGUCCUAGCUGGACACAUUAUUUUAAAUGAAUGUUUUUUUGUAUUGUGUUGUUUGAUUUAUAAAGUGGUUUGUCAUCAUUUAUCAUAAUGUAUCUGAGCGUAACAGUACAUAUUAAAACCAUCUUCAUGGGACGUAGUCUCUGAGACUGCGUCUAAGAAUGUAAAAUACUGAAAUGUAACUUGAAUACAACUGCU
Neolamprologus brichardi is the source of this 1793-nucleotide messenger RNA. Lineage: Eukaryota; Metazoa; Chordata; Actinopteri; Cichliformes; Cichlidae. The record is from RefSeq and is a predicted model, not a curated record.